CCGUCAAAUCGUCAGUCAAACGUCAACAACGGACGUAAGUGGAAGUGUCUUAUAUUUAUCAUUAAGUUAUUCGCGAUGUGCUACAGGAAGUGACACUUUUAUUUUAUGUUUGAGUGAUCAAAAACUGGUGCAAAAUGUUAGCGGACGGUGAAAUUGUUGGUGAUGGGUCAUGGAACCUCACGAUCUACGUGACGGAUAUGAACGAGAAGCGUACAAUGGUUGUAAAGGGCGACAUGCAUAUCGGCGGGGUUAUGCUAAAAUUAACAGAGAGUUUUGGUAAAGAUUUCAAAAAGGACUGGUCAGAUCAUGCCCUCUGGUGGCCCACGCGCAACAAAUGGCUCGCGCGGCCCAAGCACACCUUGGACCAGUACGGGGUGCACGCGGACGCGGCUCUACACUUCACCCCCAUGCACAAACCGCUAAGGAUCCAGUUACCAGACCUGAGAUACAUUGACUGCAAAAUCGAUUUCUCCAUUGACACCUUCAGUGCUGUUGUUCAGUUGUGCAAAAGUUUAGGUAUAAGGCAUCCGGAAGAACUAUCACUGUGUUAUCCCCUCGAACCAUCUCACCUAAAGCAAAACUACCAGAACUUGAAAGAAGCGAAAAAAAUCAAAGCUUCCCAACCGCCAGACACAAACACGUUUAUAGCAGCAACCAGAGGGUCUUCGAACAGUCUUGAUAGGUCUUUGGCAUGUCCAGCAACUCCGCCCCCACCCAGGUCUUUGUCAGCUACUCCAGUAGCUUCACAACAGAAUGGAACGCUCCGGCGGUACGGUGGUCACAUUUACAGCACCCAAAGCGACGGGUCAAGCGACGGUGGCUACUGCGGCACCCCGCCACGAGCCGCUUCCAUGGACGCGCUGGACUCACUAGCUGAUCUUUCAUUGGCUGAUUCACCGCUGGAACCAGAUAGUCAGUCGCGUGAGACGCUACUCACGCCCAAAUCCUUGAUGGAACGUGCUAGAAUGAAUGUUGGUUGGCUAGACUCAUCCCUCUCCAUAAUGGAGCAGUACGUCCGCGAGUGGGACACGCUGCAGCUGCGCUUCAAGUUCUACUCGUUCUUCGACCUGACGCCGCGCGCCCAGGACGCGUCGCGACUCAACCAGCUGUACCAGCAGGCGCGCUGGCAGAUACUCAACCAGGAGGUGCACUGCACGGAGGAGGAGAUGCUGCUGUUUGCGGCCCUGCAGCUCCAAAUCGAGCUGCAGACCCUGGCUGGUGGUGGCGUAGAAGCUGCAGAUGGGUCCCACAAUAACAGUGCAGCAAUGGCUCCCGAAGACGAGAUCGACGCAGCCCUCAGCGAGCUGCAGGUCCAGCUUGAAGGUGGACCACCAGCUAGACCCGAUAUCACCCAUGUACCAGAAUUGGCUGGAUAUUUGAAAUAUAGAGGAAAGUUCCAUGGCGAUUUUUGUGUCCGCCAACGCUUCACACUGCGCGCAUACAAACGCGGUUGGGUGUCGUGUCGCGAUGGAGUGCUGCGCAUACACAGUUCCAGAGACGCUGCGGUCAAGGGUGAUCCGCCUUCGUACGCUGUGGAACUAAGAGGGGCUGAGGUGACUCCAGAUGCUCACCCUGCGUCAGGACGGUACGGCAUCAAGUUGGAGGUGCCUUCUGAAGACACCAUGCACGAAAUGUGGUUGAAGUGUGAAAAUGAGGAACAGUACGCGGAAUGGGUGGCGGCGUGCCGGCUCGGGUCGCGCGGGCGCUCGCUGGCCGACGCGGCGUUCGCCAGCGAGGCGAGCACCGUGCGCUCGCUGCUCGCGCUGCAGCGGCCGCAGCCCGGCGCCGCGCUGCACCAGCACAGCCUGCCGCACCUCGACCACCUGCAGCCCGACAACUACCUCGCGCCGCGCUUCCUCAAGAAGCUAAAGAGCAAGUUCACCCAGCGCGUGCUGGAGAGCCACGCGAACGUGAAAGACCUGCCGCUGCUGGAGGCGAAGCUGCAGUACAUCAAGACCUGGCAGAACCUGCCCGACUACGGGCAGACCUUGUUCGUGGUGCGCUUCAUGGGACACCGCAAGGACGAGAUCAUCAGCAUCGCUAAUAACCGCAUCAUGCGGCUGGACCCUAACACCGGAGACCAUAUUAAGACCUGGCGGUUUAGUACUAUGAAGGCCUGGAACGUGAACUGGGAGAUAAAACAUAUGAUGGUACAAUUCGAGGAAGGCAAUAUCAUCUUCUCGGUCCAAUCAGCGGACUGCAAAGUGGUUCACGAAUUCAUUGGCGGAUACAUAUUCCUAUCCAUGCGUUCUAAGGACGCCAACCAGACCUUAGACGAAGAAUUAUUCCACAAACUGACCGGCGGGUGGACAUAAAAAGUUAUUUUAUUUAUAGAAUAUAAUAUAAUCUUUAGUAUGUACAGACUUAUUGACGUGCCUUGUGAAAUUAUAUAUUUAAGUGUCAGAACUUUACUUGCAGUGUUCGCCUAAAAUUUUACAUUUCAAUAAUUUAACAAUAAUGAAUUUUAUGAAGAAUUUUAUUUUGAUACUUUUUAAUAAAACCUACUUUUAAUACGCAUCUUAGUUUUGACAACAGCA
Zerene cesonia (dogface butterfly) is the source of this 2537-nucleotide messenger RNA. Its product is annotated as unc-112-related protein. Gene Ontology annotation, cellular component: cell-substrate junction. Bases 135 to 2315 code for a protein of 726 amino acids. Lineage: Eukaryota; Metazoa; Arthropoda; Insecta; Lepidoptera; Pieridae. The transcript has 12 exons. Gene Ontology annotation, biological process: cell-matrix adhesion; integrin-mediated signaling pathway. The record is from RefSeq and is a predicted model, not a curated record. Gene Ontology annotation, molecular function: integrin binding.